Messenger RNA from Zasmidium cellare ATCC 36951, 2475 nucleotides. RefSeq lists its product as uncharacterized. The transcript has 4 exons. Lineage: Eukaryota; Fungi; Ascomycota; Dothideomycetes; Mycosphaerellales; Mycosphaerellaceae. The record is from RefSeq and is a predicted model, not a curated record. Bases 1 to 2475 code for a protein of 824 amino acids. Gene Ontology annotation, biological process: mitotic DNA replication checkpoint signaling; mitotic G2 DNA damage checkpoint signaling; DNA replication initiation.
AUGGCGGCGCAGGAUACAGAGCUCGGACAUUCAGUCGACCAGUUGCCGCUCAAAGGGGUAGUCUUAUGUUGUACGUCGCUGUCGCAAGAUGUUCGAACCAAACUCGCCGACGUCGCUGGACAGAUGGGAGCGCGCCAUAGUCUGGACCUCACCGCCGACGUUACACAUCUCCUCGUCGCCAGCAUCACCACGCCGAAAUACCGAUACGUCGCGAAGGAACGCCCAGAAGUACGAGUCUUGUCGCCAGACUUCAUCGAGGCCGUAAGAAAAGUAUGGACAGAGGGGAUCGAUGUUGAUGUGGCCGCACUUGAGAAACAAUACACCCUACCUACAUUCUUCGGAUUGCAGAUAUGCUUGACGGGCAUCUCAGACCCUUCCCGGAGGAGUGACAUGGAGCAGAGGGUUGUCAGCAGUGGCGGCGUAUACCAUGGCGAUUUGACAAAGACAGUCACCCAUCUCAUUGUUGCGAAGCCAGAGGGUGCCAAGUAUACCCAUGCCAAGUCAUGGCACAUACCCGUGGUGAGCGUCAAGUGGUACGAGGACUCAUUGGCUCGCGGCAUGGCUUUGCAAGAAGAUCUGUACGCUCCCGAGCUACCUUUGGAGCAACAAGGACGAAAUGCGUUUCGGAAACGAAAGAGAUCGAUAUCGGAAAGACCUACGCGGGACAGGGACGAGUCCGCAGGCGGCAUAGAUGCAAGUCGCAGGAAGUUGAGGAAAAGCGCAAGCAUGCGAUUUGACUCCCAAAGUCAAGACAUGUGGCAGAGCAUAUCCGCACAGGAGGUCCAAGUCGAUGCCACGGAGCUGGAUGCCUGGAAUGAUGAGAGCCAGGCUUUGAAGACGGCGGAACGGCCACAGUCCAAGGACAGACCCGCGAGUUCGAGACCCAUCACCCCGAUGGCUCCCGUAGAAUCAGGAGGGAUAUUCUCUGGUCAAUAUGUCCUUAUCCAUGGGUUCGACGAGAGCCAUACUAGGACGCUGCAACGAUAUCUGGAGCCGAACGGGGCAACUGUAGUCAAUUCAUCGGAAGAGUUGGAAGAGGCUGGAGGAAAUGUCGGUUUCCAGGCUCGAUGUCUAUUGAUGCCGCACGCACAACCCACAGCAUUACCUGGAGUACCACCAGCAACUGUAGUGGUAACUGAGUGGUGGGUCGAACGCUGCAUUCUGUACAAACGGCUUCUGGACCCACGCGAAGACUUACUCAGCUCACCCCUCUCCAACACUGUUGUCUCGGGCUUUGCCAAUCUGGCCAUCUCGUUGACCGGUUUCGACACGGACGAGGUGGGUAUGCACUGGCGGCAGACCGCGCAAGUCAUUCGCUUGAUGGGAGCAACCUACGAGACGACACUGGGGUCUUCAACCACAGUCCUCGUCUGCAACUCUGCGGAGAUCAAGAAGGCCAAGGCGGCCUAUGCGUGGAAACGAAGAAUUCCGAUGGUCUCAGCGGACUGGCUAUGGGAUUCGCUCAAGACUCGCAAGACGGCCCCUUUUGACAAGUACAAGAUCCCCCUACCCGCCUUUGAUGCAGCGGAUGUAUAUGCCGACCCGUCGCCGAGCGCAUCAGUCAAGCCUAGUGAAGAGAAGUCGAGACUGCCCAUGCGAGGUUCUAUGGAGCAGACCAAGAGGGCAGCUGAUCUCCUACCGCCCAAGCGCUUAUCCAAUACACGCAAGCGCCACGCGACCCCAUCGCUACCACUUCAGCCUUCCAGACGUUCCGAGCCAGCAAGAUCUAGAGCUGGACCCUUCAUACUGGAAGAUGAUGACCAGGACGAACAGCCAAUUACAUGUGAUGACCAGUCGGCUCCUGUGCUGGAAACAAUACAGCAACAACCCUUGAAAGAAAUCUCACCGAACAGGUCCCAGCCGAGGGGUUCGUCGAGAGAUGAACCAAACCUGAAGGAUGACAAACCCGCGGGAGGGGCAAUCACCGCGAAGCCGUCCUCUGCUGCUCCGCCACACGAAUCCCUCGCGAGUCCUCCGCAAAGCCCAAUGAAAGAAGCUGGGGAAACGAAGCCGAAGAAGCAGGAAGAAUUGACGUCUGACUUAGCAAACAUCCUCGCUCGACAGGUCGCUACUCGUCCGAGCUCGCUCGAACAACAACCACUGCAGCAGAAGCGAAAGCAUCGUCCGCUAGGCCGUAACCUCAGCACGAUCUCGUCGAACCAUUCUGGCUCUGCUGCGUCCGCGUCUCCGCGUGUGGAGGCGGAGGUUCCUGAGAUGGGGUCGGUUGGCGAUGGGUUUGGUGCUGAGCGGGAGGGGGCGAUGUUACCGCCGAGUACGCAGCUGGGGUAUGAUACUCCCGAAGCUGAGGCCCAUCGGAGGAAAUUGAGCAAGCAGAUGGGGACGUCGUUUCAUGAGGAUGGACAGCUGGACAGACGAAUCGAGAGUGUGAAGACGGUGAAGGAUAGUGCGGAUAUUGCUUCUAGGACGGCGGGGACUGCUACUGGUAGAGCGAAGGCGAAGAGGGGGAAGGCUUGA